Trichomonas vaginalis G3 is the source of this 150-nucleotide messenger RNA. RefSeq lists its product as uncharacterized. The coding region runs from base 1 to 150 and encodes 49 amino acids. The record is from RefSeq and is a predicted model, not a curated record. The transcript has a single exon. NCBI's taxonomy places the organism in Eukaryota, Parabasalia, Trichomonadida, Trichomonadidae.
AUGGAAAGGAUCACAGAAUCUAUUCAGAAAUUAAAUUCAGUCAAAUCUCAAUUAGUAAGUAUCACAAAUCGCGUUAAUGCCCUCAAAAAGCAAACAGAAAUCCUCGAACAGCAGCCAACAGCUGAAGCGGCUGCUCCUAAGGAACAGUAA